This is a messenger RNA of Gracilinanus agilis (Agile Gracile Mouse Opossum), 488 nucleotides long. Its product is annotated as speedy protein E4-like. Lineage: Eukaryota; Metazoa; Chordata; Mammalia; Didelphimorphia; Didelphidae. Gene Ontology annotation, molecular function: protein kinase binding. The annotation marks the transcript as partial. Gene Ontology annotation, biological process: positive regulation of cyclin-dependent protein serine/threonine kinase activity. The record is from RefSeq and is a predicted model, not a curated record. The transcript is spliced from 5 exons.
GAACCCAGGACAGGUGGUCUGUGAAGGGCAUGUUUGGUCUCAAAAUGCAAUUGAAGAGACGCAGGGUGCCCUCAGUACGGCCUGGGGAUCACAAAGCCUUCAAUAGGCUGCUAGAGGACCCUGUUGUCCAGAGCUUCUUGGCCUGGGACAGAAAACUUCGGGUGUCAGACAAGUACCUCCUGGCAAUGAUCAUAGCCUAUUUUGCCCGGGCUGGUCGACCUCCCUGGCAAUACCAGCGUCUCCAUUUCUUCCUGGCUCUCUACCUGGCCAAUGACAUGGAGGAAGAUCGCCAAGGGCCAAAGCAUGGCAUGUUUGCCUUCCUUUUUGGGCAGGACAGCACCCAGCGUGCCAAGUUCCAGUGGCUUCGGGCCCAGCUCUUCCAGGCCAUUGGUUGGAAGGCUUGGGUCACCCGAGAGGAGUGUGAGGAGAUUCAGGCAUAUCAACCUGAACACUGGGUAUGGAAACGUGACCGGGCCCUCCUUCAGUAG